Trypanosoma conorhini is the source of this 948-nucleotide messenger RNA. RefSeq names its product leucine rich repeat containing 45. The record is from RefSeq and is a predicted model, not a curated record. Bases 1 to 948 code for a protein of 315 amino acids. Gene Ontology annotation, cellular component: cytosol; perinuclear region of cytoplasm; nucleus. Gene Ontology annotation, biological process: activation of GTPase activity; nucleocytoplasmic transport. Gene Ontology annotation, molecular function: small GTPase binding; GTPase activator activity. The transcript has a single exon. NCBI's taxonomy places the organism in Eukaryota, Euglenozoa, Kinetoplastea, Trypanosomatida, Trypanosomatidae.
AUGUCAGAGCCUGGUGUCUCUGCCACGCAGGAAGGAGUUGCUAAUCGCGGCAGCACCGCCAAUGGUGGUCGAUGCUUGGAGUCUUUCCUCGCCAGGUAUGCCUCGCGAUGUAAAGAGUCUGCCACCGAGAUGAACCCUCGUGCGCUGCAGGCUGCUGUUGCGAUGCAAGAGGCUCUUGAAAAAACGAAAGGGGAUGUGUCCGACGUGGGUGCCAAGGCACGAGGAGCAACGUACACACUCAGUGCCGUGCCACUUGGCGUUAGCGGCUCGCAGGCACUUUUUCCAGCCAUUGCCUGCAUGCCUCUUGUAAGGCUCGGUCUCGCCGACUGUUAUUUGGGUGACGCCGGCACCCGCAUCCUCGCGGAAGCGUUGAGCACAAGUUCCCGUUGUGGGAGUGUGAUGCGCGUGAUUUGCUUAAGUGGUGUGGGUAUCACAGAUGCUUCAUCGCUGGCGUGUUUCGUGACGGCAACCCAGCAGCUGCAGCUGCUGGAUGUGUCUCGCAACAGAAUCGGCACACAACCGCACACUUUGGCGGUGCUGUGUGCGGCGAUGCGGCACCACAAAUCAUUGCAGGAGGUGAAUUUGAGUGACAACCUGAUAACCGGCUCAUGCGCCGUGAGUGUGCAGGCAAUUGCGGAGUGGGUGGUGUGCGCUGGUCACGACGACGUUUUGCAUCGCAUUGAUUUGCGCUUUAACGCAUUGGGGAUGCUGCGGGAGGCUGGCAGUGUUGCCGCUCCGGCGUUGAUGAAAGGGACACGCCUCAUCUACGCCGCACAUCCACUUGUGGAUGCGGUUUUGCUUAACAACACCGUGGAAUCCCUUGAGCUGUACGCCAACGCCCUUUCAGCCGAUGUCCUUGAUGUCGUGGAAGCCAAGUUGGCUGUCAACAGGCGCACGAAGGAGAUUCUGCGGAAGUUGUUUGCGCAGGAGGCUUCGGGCAGCGUGUGA